GUUUUAUUGGUGUUUUCAACUAAAAUCGAUAAUUUUAUACUAAUAAUUAAUGACAUUUAAUCUAAUUUUAAAAUUUCGUAGCUCUAAAUACAACAUUACAAAAUGCCAAGGGUUUAUUCUUAAUUUAAACAAUGAAUAUUCUUAUGGAAUUACCACCUAUGCUACAACAGCUGCUUCUAGGGUUUUAAAUCUCAAUGAAAUAGAGGCGACCAAAACUAGCCAUGAAAUAUCAUACGAAAAAUUGACCUUGGGCAUUCCUAAAGAGGAUAUAACAAUAGGGGAGAGAAGAGUUGCCAUUAGUCCUACAUCUGCAGCUUUGUUGUCUAAAAAAGGCUUCAAUAUUAAUAUAGAAUCUGAUGCUGGGAUAUUUUCCAAGUUUUUAAACCAGGAUUAUGUUAAAUCUGUUGGUAAUUUAAAAAACAAAAUUCACAUUGUUAUUAGCAAAAAUGACCUUUACCAAAAUUCAGACAUUAUUCUUAAAAUUAGACCUCCAAAUGACAAUGAUGUUAAAUUGAUGAAACAAAACCAAUAUUUGAUAAGUUUAUUGUAUCCAAAUCAAAAUAAAAAGCUGAUUGAAAGUUUAUUGCAAAAAAACAUAAAUUCAUUUGCAAUGGAUUGUAUACCAAGAAUAACACGGGCACAAGAAUUUGAUGUUCUAAGUUCAAUGGCAAACAUUGCUGGUUAUAAAGCUGUGAUUGAAGCAGCUAACAAUUUUGGCAGAUUCUUUACAGGUCAAAUAACGGCCGCUGGUAAAAUUCCACCAGCCAAAGUUUUGGUAGUGGGAGCGGGCGUUGCCGGACUUUCCGCCAUUGGGACCGCAAAAAACAUGGGGGCCAUAGUACGGGCUUUCGACACCCGUCCUUCGGUAAAAGAGCAAGUCCAAUCCUUGGGAGCAGAAUUUCUAGAGAUUCAUCUCAAGGAAUCGGGCGAAGGUGUAGGUGGGUACGGGAAGGAGAUGUCUCCCGAAUUUCUGAAGGCAGAGAAACAGUUGUUCUUUGAUCAGUGUAAAGAUAUUGAUAUCUUGAUCACCACGGCCCUCAUAUUUGGCAAGAAAGCACCAAUUCUAUUCACGAAGGAAAUGAUAGAAUGCAUGAAACCGGGAUCUGUGGUGGUGGAUUUAGCUUCAGAAGCCGGUGGAAACGUUGAAACUAUCACACCAGGUCAACUCACGACUUACAAGGAUGUCACCCAUAUAGGCUACACGGAUUUCCCUAGCCGUUUACCUACCCAGGCCUCCAACCUAUUCUCGAACAAUAUCGCUAAAUAUCUACUUUCCAUGAACAAAAACGGCAAGUUUUUCGUAAAUCUAGAAGACGAGGUUAUAAGGGGUAGCGUGAUAACUUUCCAUGGGCAACUCAUGUGGCCCCCACCCGUUAAGGCUCCUCAACCUUCCUCACCCCUUCCUCUGCCCGAUCGAUCUUCCGAGAAGCAGCCAUCCACUCAACUCAAAACUUCCCAAAUCUCACCCUUCAAAAAAGCGCUCAAUAACAUCAUGCUAUACACAGGAGGCUUGACAUCGAUGGUUGGAUUGGGAACUUUAUCCCCUGGACACGCUUUCAAUUCUAUGUGUACCACAUUUGCCCUAUCCUCAAUCGUUGGUUAUCACACGGUCUGGGGUGUCAAACCUGCCCUACAUUCGCCCCUCAUGUCAGUCACCAACGCCAUAUCGGGCCUAACGGCCAUAGGAGCUCUUCUCAUGUUGAACACUCAAAACCUCUCAGAGAUUAACUCCUCCGUCAAAUUAUCUAAUUUGAAACUGACAGAAGUGGCUACCCAAUUCGCCAACUACGAAACGUCGCAACAUUUGGCCGCUCUUGGUGUGCUCCUCUCCGCGGUCAAUAUAGGAGGAGGAUUUUUGAUAACCAAACGCAUGCUGGAUAUGUUUAAAAGACCAACCGACCCACCGGAAUACAAUUACCUGUACGCGCUUCCCACCGCCGCAUUCUUGAGUUCAUACCUCGCCGCUGCGUAUUAUUAUAAGUAUCCUCACGUUCAUGAAAUAGCCGAAUUAGCAUCCGCCUUAUGCUGUGUGGGCGCCUUGGCCGGUUUGGCAUCUCAAAAAACUUGUCGAUUGGGAAACGCUCUAGGACUCACAGGUGUGUUGGGUGGUCUAACCGUCACGCUUACUUCCUUUAACAAACCUCAUCUUGCUCUUAGUAUACCGGCGGAGGAUCAUUCCACAUCUCUCUUCCUCCAAUACCUCUCCCAAAACCCUGCCACCGUCCAAUCCUUAUCGCUUCUCUCUAUCGGCGCUCUGACCGGCACCCUUAUUGCCAAGCGUAUCCCCAUAACAGAUCUGCCCCAGCUAGUGGCCCUAUUUCACAGCUUCGUAGGUAUGGCGGCCGUGUUGACCUGCCUUUCCAAUUUUUACCACAACGUCAACGCCAAAUCGUUAGCUAUCUUCGACUCCGAGCACGUUGGUCAUCAAGUGGUGAGUCACGUGGCGAAUCAAGUAAACUCCAUGGAUUCCGUGGAAAAUAUGGCUUUGGUAAUGGGAACUUUUAUUGGCGGCAUAACUUGCACCGGUUCUUUGGUGGCAUUCGCCAAAUUGCAAGGAUUGAUGAAAUCGGCCCCCACUUUAUUGCCCGCCCGGCACAUUAUCAACUCGGCCAUGGCAGCAGCUAGUGUUGCCGCGGUAGUGAUUUACAUGAAAAACACUCAAGAUUUUAACACGGGCUUGAGCUGUCUUUUAGCUACAUCCGGUCUCUCAUCCGCCCUUGGAGUCACCUUGACGGUCGCAAUUGGAGGAGCCGAUAUGCCGGUAGUCAUUACUGUUUUAAACAGUUACUCAGGUUGGGCUCUGUGCGCGGAAGGAUUUAUGCUUAACAAUAACCUCAUGACUGUGGUAGGAGCUUUGAUAGGCUCCUCCGGUGCCAUUCUCUCUUACAUUAUGUGCAAGGCGAUGAAUCGUUCAUUACCCAACGUUAUAUUGGGUGGAUUUGGCGAAACGGGUUCUUCUAACCUCGCCUUAGACGCCUCCAAAUCUGGUCUUAAGCACACGGAGGCCAGCGUUGAUAGCGUGGUAGAUAUGAUUCAGUCCGCUCAAAAUAUUGUUAUAACCCCCGGUUAUGGCAUGUGUGUUGCCAAAGCCCAAUACCCCAUAGCUGAUAUGGUCAAAAUUCUGACAGAGAAGGGCAAAAACGUUCGAUUCGCUAUACACCCCGUCGCUGGUAGGAUGCCUGGUCAGUUGAAUGUGCUUCUGGCCGAAGCGGGCGUUCCUUAUGAUAAGGUAUUGGAAAUGGAAGAAAUCAAUGAUGAUUUCACGAAAACUGAUUUGGUAUUGGUCAUAGGUGCCAAUGACACGGUUAAUAUAGGGGCAGAGACAGAUCCAAAUUCUCCUAUAGCCGGAAUGCCCGUUCUUAAAGUCUGGAAGGCUAAUCAAGUGAUAGUUAUGAAGAGAAGCUUAGGUGUGGGCUAUGCGGCCGUGGAAAAUCCACUCUUUUACAUUCCGAAUACUAGCAUGCUAUUAGGGGACGCCAAGAAAACUUGCGAUUCUCUGCUUCAAGGCAUUAAGAGCAAUCAAGAUUAAAGAAAAUCAUAAAACUUUCUUGAAUAAAUUGCAGUUAUUUGUAAAAUAUAACGAAAUUUAUUCGGUUCUUAAGUCACUUUUAUACUAUGCAGCAAUCGAAUAAUUGCGAAUAUUUUUUUUGAAAAGAAAUUCUCACGUUUUUAAAAAUGCCGUUUAUAUCUUAGAAAAAUAUUUUAAAUCAGAUUUUUAGGACAAUUUGUAAUAUGCUCAAGACAUUAUUAUAUUUAUUUAUAAAAAAACACUUAUUUAUGUUACUUUAGUUAAUUUUUUGUUUAAACAAUAUAAUCCGUCCCCCUUCAAUUAAUAAGUAGCAUUUCAUUUAUCAUUUUUAUUAUUCUUAAUUACAUUAUACAUUGCAUUAGUUAAAAGGUUUUAAAAACAAAGAUCAAACAUUUAAUAACAUAAAAAUCUUAAUAAAAUAUCUUGGCCAGCUAUUUUUUAGUUGGGUUCCCAAAAAUGAGACAUAGUUAUAUUGAUGAUGCUAAUCCCAUUCUUACUUCUUGGACAUAAACAAAUCCAUUCUCUCUUCCAUUUUUUUACUUUCAAAAAGAACAACUGUGAUUAAUAUAAAUUUCCCCCCAAAAAUACGCGGGAUAAUCGAUUGUUUUAUUCUAAAAAAUAUAUAUUACAAAUAAUAAUGGAUAAAUUACCAAAAUAAAUAAUAUAAAAUCCAAAUUAUAGCACGCAUCACGAUAUAAUCAAAAAAUUACAAAAAAAAACGAUAAUAUAUAUAACAUGAUUGAAAAAAUUAAAUAGGU
Messenger RNA from Gordionus sp. m RMFG-2023, 4287 nucleotides. RefSeq names its product NAD(P) transhydrogenase, mitochondrial-like. Gene Ontology annotation, molecular function: NADP binding. Gene Ontology annotation, biological process: proton transmembrane transport; NADPH regeneration. The coding region runs from base 50 to 3529 and encodes 1159 amino acids. Gene Ontology annotation, cellular component: mitochondrial inner membrane. The record is from RefSeq and is a predicted model, not a curated record. The transcript has 16 exons. Lineage: Eukaryota; Metazoa; Nematomorpha; Gordioida; Chordodea; Parachordodidae.